Zasmidium cellare ATCC 36951 is the source of this 546-nucleotide messenger RNA. RefSeq lists its product as uncharacterized. The record is from RefSeq and is a predicted model, not a curated record. NCBI's taxonomy places the organism in Eukaryota, Fungi, Ascomycota, Dothideomycetes, Mycosphaerellales, Mycosphaerellaceae. Bases 1 to 546 code for a protein of 181 amino acids. The transcript has a single exon.
AUGCCAACCCUCCUCUCCCUCCCCGACGAACUCCUGCUCCAAAUCCUCUCCCACAACACACCCCAAAACCUGCGCUCCCGCUCCGACUUCGUUACCCACAUCCGGCACGGCGCCCUCAACAAACGCCUCCUGCGCCUCCACCGCGACAGCUUCUUCCACACCUUCAUCCACCGCUUCUCCAUAACCUGCCUGUACAGCGCGCCCUCCCCGCGCUGCGCCUACACCCAAGUGCACAUCGAUGGCGUGCUGACCGCACGGACGAGUUUCCUGGAACAGGUUCGGAAGGUGGAUGUGAGGUUGUAUGUGUAUUAUAAGGAGAGUGUUGAGACGGCUGUCGAGGAGGUGAGGGGGGUGUUGCAGAGGUAUAACAAGUUGAGAUGGUUGAGGGUCGGGGUUAGUACGGGGAGUUGGGAAGUUGCGGAGGUGCUGGGGAGGAGGAUUGGGGAGGUUGUUGAGGAGGAGAGGGCGGUGGGGAGGGCGGCGGAGAAGAGGGUGGAGGUUUUUGUGGAGAUGGAGUUGAUGGGGGUUGUUGUUGAGGGGAAGUAG